ACUAGUCUAGUUGUUUUAUCCAAAAGACGAGUUCAUAAUGUAAGUGGCGUCAUGGCUUGCGUCAACGGUCAAGUUACUUCAUAAACAAAGAGCACAUGUUUGACUCGGAAAGACCCACCACACUCACGUAAAUUGAUUGUCUCCCAAGUAAUUUAAUUGUCUUAAUGAAAAGUCUUCGCUGUUUCUCUUCUCUAUAAAUAUAUAAAAAAACUAUACUAUAUACACAUUCACACAACUUAAAACCAGUACACAAAAAAAACUUUAGAUCUGAAAAUAUCAGCUAUCAAAUGGAAGAAAUCGGCAUAGUUAUUGUCGGCGGCGGAAUCGCUGGUCUCGCCACUUCCCUUGCUCUUCAUAGGAAAGGGAUAAAGAGUGUGGUGUUGGAGAGAGCAGAGAAAGUGAGAUCGGAAGGAGCUGGAAUCGGAACUCUCACUAAUGGUUGGAGGGCUCUUGAUCAACUUGGCGUCGGUGAUCGUCUUCGUCUCACUUCUCGUCUUAUUCACAAAGCACGGACCAUGUUGAUUGAAAAUGGGAAAAAACAAGAAUUUGUGUCAACCCUCGUAGACGAGGCUCGCUGUAUUAAAAGAAACGAUCUUGUUGAGGCCUUAGCCGAUGCUCUUCCGGAAGGAACCAUCCGGUUCGGUUCUCAAAUUGUUUCUAUUGAGGAAGACAAAAGUACGUCGUUUCCGGUUGUUCACUUAACCAAUGGAAAUACCAUCGAAGCCAAGGUCUUGAUUGGAUGUGAUGGUGCCAAUUCUAUCGUCAGUGAAUAUUUGCAGUUAAACCCGAAAAAGGCGUUUGCUUGUCGGGCGGUGAGAGGGUUUACUAAUUACCCAAAUGGCCAUGGAUUUCCACAAGAGGUUCUAAGGAUAAAGCAAGGAAAUAUCUUGAUCGGAAGGCUUCCUUUGACCGAUAAUCUAGUCUUUUGGUUUCUAGUACAUAUGCAAGACAAUAAUCACAAUGGUAAAGAUCAAGAAUCGAUUGCGAAUCUGUGUCUAAAAUGGGCCGAGGACUUGUCUGAAGACUGGAAAGAAAUGGUUAAAAUAUGCGAUGUGGAGUCAUUAACACUCACCCACUUAAGGUACCGAGCGCCGUCGGAAAUCAUGUUAGGUAAAUUUCGCCGUGGGACCGUCACUGUAGCCGGCGAUGCGAUGCAUGUGAUGGGUCCAUUCUUGGCACAAGGCGGCUCAGCGGCGCUAGAGGAUGCGGUUGUUUUAGCUAGAUGUCUGGCUAGGAAAGUGGGUCCGGACCACGGAGACUUGUUAAAGGAUUGUUCGAUGAAAAACAUUGAAGAAGCUAUUGAUGAGUAUGUUGAGGAACGUAGGAUGAGAUUACUCGGGCUUUCGGUGCAGACUUAUUUGACCGGACGUUCGCUACAAACGUCAUCAAAGGUUCUGAGGCUAAUGUUUAUAGCUUUGUUGUUACUUUUGUUUGGUCGUGAUCAGAUUCGUCAUAGUAGAUACGAUUGUGGCCGUCUCUAGAGAUUUGAUGGACACUUUGUACUUUUUAGUGUGAGGUUGUGUGCUUUAAACCUUUUUUGUGUGUUUCUUUUUCUUAUAACAUCCUUCUUUCUCAAUUUAAGAAGAGUUUAAAUGACCAUACAUUAUAUUGCAAA
This is a messenger RNA of Arabidopsis lyrata subsp. lyrata, 1615 nucleotides long. RefSeq names its product FAD-dependent urate hydroxylase. Bases 288 to 1481 code for a protein of 397 amino acids. NCBI's taxonomy places the organism in Eukaryota, Viridiplantae, Streptophyta, Magnoliopsida, Brassicales, Brassicaceae. The record is from RefSeq and is a predicted model, not a curated record. Gene Ontology annotation, molecular function: FAD binding. The transcript is spliced from 5 exons.